Peromyscus leucopus (white-footed mouse) is the source of this 1780-nucleotide messenger RNA. RefSeq names its product carnosine N-methyltransferase 1 (gene Carnmt1). NCBI's taxonomy places the organism in Eukaryota, Metazoa, Chordata, Mammalia, Rodentia, Cricetidae. Gene Ontology annotation, molecular function: S-adenosylmethionine-dependent methyltransferase activity. The transcript has 8 exons. Bases 239 to 1441 code for a protein of 400 amino acids. The record is from RefSeq and is a predicted model, not a curated record.
GAGCGCGGGCGGCCGCGGCCUUGGCCUCGUUGUCAGCGCGUGCGCGCCGAGUGCGCGAGUCCCCGAAACCCUGGCGGAGCGCAGCGCGAAUGGAGGCCUGAGGGCGGCGGGGGCGGGGCGCGCCGCGAGCGGGGGCCGUGGCCGCGGCGGGCGCCGUCUAGAGGAGGCCCGGCCGUCCGCCGCCACGCACUCGGGCGCGGGGAGACGCAGGCGGGUCAGACCGUGGGCCGCGGCGGCGAUGCAGCGACGGCGGCGCGCUCCGCCCGCGUCUCCGCCGGCCCAGGACGGCGGGCGCGGCGAGGAGGUGGAGGUGCAGUUCUCCGCCGGGCGUUUGGGCUCGCCCGCGCCUGCCGGGGCCCCCGCGCGCGCCACCGCCGAGGACGAGGAGCGGCUGGAGCGCGAGCACUUCUGGAAGGUCAUCAACGCGUUCCGCUACUACGGGACCAGUAUGCACGAACGAGUGAACCGAACAGAAAGACAGUUUCGAUCACUUCCAGAUAACCAGCAGAAACUGCUUCCUCAGUUUCCUCUCCACUUGGACAAGAUCCGGAAAUGCAUUGACCAUAAUCAGGAGAUACUGCUGACCAUUGUGAAUGAUUGCAUACAUAUGUUUGAAAAUAAAGAAUAUGGAGAAGAUGGCAAUGGAAAGAUUAUGCCAGCAUCUACAUUUGACAUGGAUAAAUUAAAGUCUACAUUGAAACAGUUUGUAAGAGAUUGGAGUGAAACUGGGAAAACAGAAAGGGAUGCCUGCUAUAAGCCAAUCAUAAAAGAAAUUAUAAAAAACUUUCCAAAAGAGAGAUGGGAUCCUUCUAAAGUAAAUAUUCUGGUACCUGGUGCUGGACUAGGAAGAUUGGCCUGGGAAAUAGCUAUGCUAGGUUAUGCUUGUCAAGGAAAUGAAUGGAGUUUUUUUAUGCUCUUUUCUUCCAACUUUGUACUCAACAGAUGUUCUGAAAUUAACAAAUAUAAACUUUAUCCCUGGAUCCAUCAGUUUAGCAAUAAUCGGAGAUCAGCUGAUCAGAUUCGACCCAUUUUUUUCCCUGAUGUUGACCCCCACAGUCUUCCUCCAGGUUCUAACUUUUCGAUGACAGCAGGAGACUUUCAGGAGAUUUACUCAGAAUGCAAUACCUGGGACUGUAUUGCCACCUGCUUCUUCAUAGAUACAGCUCACAAUGUAAUUGAUUAUAUUGAUACCAUAUGGAGAAUACUCAAGCCAGGUGGAAUUUGGAUAAACCUUGGUCCUCUACUGUACCAUUUUGAAAAUCUGGCCAAUGAACUGUCUAUAGAAUUGAGCUAUGAGGAUAUUAAAAAUGUUGUUCUUCAGUAUGGAUUCCAGCUGGAGGUGGAAAAAGAAUCUGUAUUGUCAACAUAUACUGUGAAUGAUCUCUCUAUGAUGAAAUACUACUAUGAAUGUGUUUUGUUUGUGGUCCGAAAACCACAGUAAUGGUCUUAAGUGAUAUUACCUAGAGAAAAGUUUUAAUAUGAACAAAUGCUGAAAUAAACAACUCACAGUCAACUAUCAGUGACAACAGGACACAACCUCAAAUCAGUGGUGCCUUCUUAUUCCUAACAAAAUUUAGAAAUAGUGUCUAUUUUCUUAAUAUCUAUUGCCUUUUUCAGAAAUAUACUAUACCAUGCAGAUUCAUACUGCACAAGAAAAAAAAAUGGAAAAAUAUCUCCCAUGCAGAUCUAUAAUGGAGGAAAUAUCUUCAAGUACUUUUUUCUUUGAAGCCCAGAAUUGUCUUUCUUUAAGAAAAUAAACCUAAACUCCAGUCUUCAUGAA